Molecule: messenger RNA, 4644 nt
Organism: Eimeria necatrix
Lineage: Eukaryota; Apicomplexa; Conoidasida; Eucoccidiorida; Eimeriidae
Exons: 8
Coding region: 1-4644 (1547 amino acids)
Source: RefSeq, a predicted model, not a curated record
AUGGCGAGUGGCUGGAGCCCAGACUUCCUGCAGGCCUCCGCCGCCUGCCUGUGGCAGCAGCCGCUGCUGCAGCCGCAGCGGGAGCUGGAGCAGCAAGACGCGCAGCAGCAAGGUGACCCGCAGCAGCAGCAGCAGUGGGCUGAGGGGUCGGAGCAGCAGCUGCUGCAGCGGCGGCAGCAGCAGCAGCUGCGGCUCGACGACGGCGCGGGCGCAGACGCUGCUGCUGCGUGUCUGCAGCCGCCGCGUACCUACGCGGAGCAGCAGCAGCGGCAGCAGCAGCAGCAGCUGCUGCUGCUGCAGCAGCAGCACCAGCAGGAGGAGCAGCGCCGCCACCUGCAGCGAAAUCUUAUGCAGCAGCUGCAGCCACCAGAAGGCCUCCAUUGCGGGCCAGCGGGCCGUUUGGCUCUGAAACAGUUUUUUGAGCGUGCCUACGUGCUGUCUCGCGCGCCGCUUUCUGUGGAGUCAUGUGGGCCCCGCGACCCUCGAGGGUCAGUGGCCAAGAAGCAGCAGCAGCAGCAGCAGCAGCAGCAGCAGCAGCAGCUGGUGCCGCCGCUGGCGCGUCAGGGCAUGCAGAGCAACAGCAGCUUGGGCUCGGGAGCAGCAGCAGGAGGAGCAGCGCAGCAGGAAGGCAGCAGCGGGUGCGGGAGCGGCGAGGAGGGCGCUGCAGCAGCAACAGCAGCAACAGCAGCAACAGCAGCAACAGCAGCAACAGCAGCAGCAGCAGCAGCGCGGGCGAGCCUCGCGCCCGCCUCCCCAGCCAUCAUCGCCUGCCGCCGCUGGCAGCAAACUCAAGGCCUUGCAGACCCUCGUGCUGCAGCAGUUGUGUCGCUGCUGCGGGCUUUGGGGUUUCCCCGAAAUCAAACUUAUAAGGAUUUGUUUCUUUCCUUUUUGCUGCCGCGGGCGCUGCAGCGGGUGCAGCGGCUUGCUGCGGAGCUGGCCAAGGCCCGGCAGGCUGCUGCAGCGGGCGGCAGGCAGCAGCAGCUCAUGCUGCAGCAGCAGCAGCAGGCUGCUGCUGCUGCAGCAGAGCCCGCCACUGGCCGCAGGCGCGUCUCCGUCGACGCCGGCGGCGGCGGGCCCAGUGCUGCUGCUGCUGCUGCUGCUGCUGCCGUCGCCGCCACUGCAGCAGCCACCGCGGUGAACUGCGUCUCUGCUGCUGCUGCUGCUGCUGCAGCAAGAGCUGCAACAAUCGAAGCUGUGCUGCAGCGCGCUGUAAGAGAACUCACCCCCACCUUUCAGGUGCGGCCGCUGCAGCCGCUGCUGGCAGCACUUUUGGAGGCGCUGCUGCCGCAGCAGCCAGCCCCCCAGAUCAUGAAGCUGCUGCUGUCGGGCUCUCCUGCUGCAGCAGACUUCCUCAAGGUAGCUGCGCUGCCAACACGGCAGUCAGUGUGGGUGCACCAGCCGUGGCGGUUUUAUGACGAGGUGUCUGUACACCUGGAUGCAUGCGCUGCGCUGCUGCACCUCGAUGUAACAGACGCGGUGCUGCGGCUGGUGUCAACGCACCCCAAGACCAGCAGCAGCAGCAGCAGCAGCAGCAGCAGCACAGUGCGUGAGAGCGGGAACAGCGUGGCUGUGGAGGUGCUGCAGCGCCUCGACAUGCUGCUGCAGUACGUUGCUGGCAGCAGGUGUCUGUACACUCUGCUGCUGUCUAUCUUGCGGCUGCGAUUUCUGCAUUCUUUGCUGCCUGUGGGGCGCUUCCGGAUUGCAAUAAAGAAGGCAGCAGGUGGCAGCAGCAGCAGCAGCAGCAGCAGCGCGCCAGCCAUCCCCCCCAGCCCGGCCACGGCCCAGCAGCAGCAGCAGCAGCUCGACCUAGAGACAGGAGAUGCUGCAGCAGGUGCUGCUGCUGCGACUGGCUGGGGCGGCGGCCUCGGCGGCCACUUCAUCCCUAUUGAGAGCGUAGCGCAGCAGCAGAAGCAGCAGCAGCAGCAGCAGCAGGCAGCAGCACAACGCGCUGCAGUCGAAGCAGCUGCUUCGGGCCCCAGCUGCGAGGCCUCGCCGGCACCUGACGGGCGCUCUCCCAGUGCAGCAGCAGCAGCAGCAGCAGCAGAAGCUCGGGGACCCGUGAGCGGCCUCGCUUCCGCUGCAGCAGGUGACGACCCCAGCAGCAGCAGCAAAAGCAGCAGCAGCAGCGAGUGCUGCGGCGUGGAGUGCGAAGCAGUGUGGGGUACUGUUCGUUUGCUGCUGUUUGCUCGUGCUGCUUUUCUCUUCGGCGAAGCAGAAACAGCAGAUCCUCAAGCUGCCUUGGCCCAGUUUGCCCUGCAUGCAGCGCACGUGGGUCUUGACGACGAGGAUUCGCCGCAGUUGCAGCAGCUGCUGUUUGCUAGGGACACCAGAGAAGAGCUCCGCAGCUGCAGGGUCAAGUCUAGCGGCGACCUGCUGGACGCCUCUUUGCUGCUGCUGGCGCCUCCCGUGCUUCGCUGCUUGUCGCGGUGUCUCAGCAGCAAAUUGCUGCGGCAGCCUUCGCAGCAUUCUUUUUGUUCUUUGGGUGAAGAUGCAGCAGCAGGUCAAUUCCUGGGCCUCACGCUGCUAGGGCUGUCUGCGCCGUACGUGGGUCUCAUGAAGUUCUUGCUGGAGUCGCCUCCGACUGCUGCUGCGCUUGCUGUUGGAGCCCAGCUCACUUCGCAGCAGCAGCAGCAGCAGCAGCAAACGAGGAGCUAUUUGAAGCCGAGCCACGCCGAAGGGAGCGGCAGCAGUAGCAGCAGGAGCAGCGGCAGCAGCAGCAGCUGCGGUAAGAGCAAUCAUGAGCCGCAGCAGGCCGGAGCGCAAGAACUGCAUAUACCAGCAGCAGCAGCAGAACCGACAUGUGCAGCAGCAGCAGCUGCUGCUAUAGGAGCUCGGGAGCUGAAAGGCAGCAUAUUUGAUGAGGGCAACGAACACGAGACCCCCUUUGCUUCCCCCGCUAUACGGUCAGCAGCACCCCCAGCAGCAGCAGCAGCAGCAGCAGCAGCAGCGGGACCCGUGGGCUUCCCCCCAACCCGCCCCUUCAGGGUCGUUGCUGCGCACCCACAUGUAGACGCAGCAGCAGCUGCCACAGGUGGUGCUGUUGCUCCUGGCACGGGAAGAAACAGCAGCAGCAGCAGCAGCAGCAGCAGCCACAGCAGCAGCAGUCACAGCAGCUAUGUUCGCUCCAAGCGGUCCCUCUCAAGCAGCGAGUUGGCCCCGUUGGCGCGCCCACGGAGCGGAAGCACUGGGGAGCAGCAGCACCUGCAGCAGCACCAGCACCAGCCCGCGCAGCAGCAGCAGCAGCAGCAGCAGCGAAGGCAGCUGGCCAUUCCCCUUUCGCGGGUGCUGCAGCACGUGACAGAAGGAGCUGCUGCUUCGCAAAGCUCGCGCGUCUUGGCAGUGGUGCAGGACUGUUUGAGGCAUCAGUUAGCCGAGGACGGCGCAGCAGCAGCAGCAACAGCAGCUGCUGCUGCUGCAGUACCUGCUGCAGCAGGUAGCAGGGGUGUCGUCGUUGGCUAUGAAGCUUCGCUGCUUACUGUUUGCUGUCCCACUUCUUUUCUUUCUGCUUAUCUUCCGCCCUUUGCUGGUCACGCGUGGUCAGGUUUGCUGGCGAGUUUGCUGACGCUGUUUGCUACUGAGCCGCAGCAGCAGCAGCAGCAACAGCAGCAGCAGCAACAGCACCAACAGCAGCAGCGAAUUGCCGCGCUGGCCAAAGCUAUCAUCAAGCAGCAAGAACAGCUGCAGCAACAGGCAGUGCCCCCGAAAGGAUGCAUGCAGCAGACGCUGCGGCUGCUGGGGCGGUGUGCCCAGGCCCUUAGCGCAGCUGCUGCUGCAGCAGUAGCAACAGGAGCAGCAGCAGCAGCAGCAGCAGAUGCGUCGGACGGCCUGCGUGGUGCGUCUCCCGCAGCAGCCGCUUUUGGCGCUGCUCCGGACACGGCAGCACCAGCAGCAGCAGAGCAGACUACCCCGUUGGCAGCAGCGGGACCAGCAGCAGCAGCAGCAGGAGCAGCAGCAGCAGCCAAAGGGAGCGGCGCAGCUCCGCUUGCUGCAUGCGCUCUCUUCUGCUCAAAACUCAGAGUGGCUCUCUUGUCCGUAAACGACGAGGACGUCUGCCGCCGCCUGCUCAUGGCUGCCAACACUGAGUUGCUGCUGUGCAGACUGCUGCUGCUGUGCCUGCCGGGCGACAACUGCGCGAGCGUUAUGCACCGCCGGCUGCUGCAGCACCAGCUGCUGAAGACAACAGUCAUGAGAGAUGCCCUGACAGUAUCUUCUUUGAAGCGCAAGUACAAGCAAGCUGCAAUGGUGGCCAGAAGACCUGCUGCUGCUGCUGCUGCUGCUGCUGCUGAGGCCGUCGCUGGUGCUGCUCCUGGUGCCGCCGCUGCCGCGUCAGCGAGGCCCGCUGCGGGCACUGCGCCAGGCACGCCUGCAGCGAGCGGGCAGCAGCAGCAGCAGCAACAGCAGCAGCAGCAGAGCAUGCAGCAGCAGCAGCAGCAAACUGGGGAAAAGAAGGCCGCCUACGCCGCGUUGACUCCUCAAGGCUUUCUUUGCCACGAAACCCUCGAGUUGGAUUUCCUGCAGCUCUUCGAGAAGAAAGAAACUGUCAGACUUGCCUUCGUUCCGCGAAAACAGCUGCAGCAGCAACAGCACGUGCUGCUGUUGCUGAAGCAACAGCAGCAGUCGCAGCUGCGACCGCAGCAAGAGUAG